CGCGGAGCGAGAGAGGGAGAGGCCAGUGAGAGCCUGCCUUCACUCACCUCCUGGUAACCACCCGGUACGCUCGUCCACAUCUCAGGCCACAGGUCACCAAAUCAGCCAAAAUGUACGCUGCCAGACUUGCUCUCCCCGCUGCCAGGACUGCCGCCGUUGUGAGGAGCCAGGCCCUGGUGCGCCCCAUGGCAGUCACCACCACCCGCACCCUGCAGACCACCACCACCUCCAGGGACAUUGACUCCGCUGCCAAGUUCAUUGGUGCCGGUGCUGCCACUGUGGGUGUGGCCGGCUCUGGUGCUGGUAUUGGCUCCGUGUUCGGCUCCCUCAUCAUCGGCUAUGCCCGCAACCCCUCCCUGAAGCAGCAGCUCUUCUCAUAUGCCAUCCUGGGAUUCGCCUUGUCUGAGGCUAUGGGUCUGUUCUGUCUUAUGAUGGCCUUCCUGCUCCUCUUUGCCUUCUAAGCGUGUGACCUGCGUGCCGUGGUGUCUGGUCGCUGCCACCGCCACCGGCAGCUGCCUGGCCUCCCCGGUGGACCGUCGCUCACCCUCUGGGCUGAGAUCAACAUCUAAUUUAUGUAAGGGUGAGGGAGGGUUCCUUGGUGAGGCAAGGUAUUCCCAGGAGACCAGCAAGGAAAGCUUUGGAUGUAUAUAAGGAGUAAAUUAAGCUGUUUCCAUUUUGUUGGUACAUUGUGUAUCGAGUCAGGCAAUGCCAAAACACUCCUUUUGGGGGGAAUGCUAGAGGAAGUCCCUGUGUACAAUUCCAGUGUAUAGAAAAAAAGUUUAUAAAUAAAUCUAAAAUUUUUGUUGCG
Messenger RNA from Scylla paramamosain (green mud crab), 808 nucleotides. RefSeq names its product ATP synthase lipid-binding protein, mitochondrial-like (gene ATPsynC). Lineage: Eukaryota; Metazoa; Arthropoda; Malacostraca; Decapoda; Portunidae. The coding region runs from base 111 to 461 and encodes 116 amino acids. Gene Ontology annotation, molecular function: proton transmembrane transporter activity. Gene Ontology annotation, biological process: proton transmembrane transport; proton motive force-driven ATP synthesis. The record is from RefSeq and is a predicted model, not a curated record. The transcript has 3 exons.